Paramecium octaurelia is the source of this 1413-nucleotide messenger RNA. NCBI's taxonomy places the organism in Eukaryota, Ciliophora, Oligohymenophorea, Peniculida, Parameciidae. The record is from the annotation of a GenBank genome assembly.
AUGUUGGAAUAAAUGGAAAAAUAUUUAAGUAUGUAUAUUUGCCAACAGGAUAAAAAAAUAUCUUCAUAUGAAAUUUUUGAUUGGAAGAACAAAUUCUAUUACAAAUCUAACCUGAUUUUUAGAAUAUUUGUAUUAGAUGGGGAUAUGAAUUCUAUUUAAAUCUAGAUAAUUCAUAUUGCACUAUUACAAGCAGACAAUUUGAUACAUCAAAAGAUGAAGACCAAGAGUUUGCAAAUAAUUAUACUAAUAUACAUCAAAUUUAUUUUGAUAAAUCCACUCAGAGUUAUAAUCUUGAUGAUUUGAUUAACUUUUGAUAAUUCAGCACCUCUUGAAACUGUGCUUCAGCUGCAGUUUUAUUGCAAUUCAAUUAAUGUACCAAUUUAUAGUAAUUCCUUUCCAUUUGAAUUGGUUUCCUACCAUUCAAAUUAUAAUCUUAGAAUUAAUAUUAAAACUUUUGAUUGCCAAUUUGGAGAAAUAAAAAAUUUAACAAAUCUUUCAUGCGAAAAGUGCGAUUUUAGCAAAGGAUUAUAUACACUAACAUUAAACUCUGAAAGAUGUGACAUUAAAGAUGAUUUAACCAUUAUAAAUGUCUAAAAUAAUUAAUUGGUGUUAAGAGCAGGGUUUUGGAGACCAUAUUUCGAUACAAAAGCAAUUGAUUUCUGCCUUAACCUACAAGAAAACUGUUUAGGAGGAAUAUCUUAAGGAGAUAGAGAAUAUUUAUAAAAUUUGACUCUAGUUCUUGUUUUAUAGGUCAUAUUGGUGCACUUUGUGAAUAAUGUGAUUUAUAUCACACCAGAGGAGAUGGAUAAUAUUCAAUAGUCAAAAGGUUUUCAUGCGGGCUAUGUGUUGAGAGGGAAANAUAACUAAUUACGUCUCUUUCAGUAUAAUUAAUAAGAAUCAAUCACAAUACAAAAUUCCUCAUGUGGUAAACAAGGAUGCUUAAAUCUAGAAAAGUAGACAAGCUAAGAGCAUAGAAUUCUCGAUGAAUUUGAACUUUAUUCUUUACAUUAUGAGCUAGAAAUAAGAAACUAUAUUUGCUAGUAUAAUAUUUCUGCACAAGGAACUUGCUUAAAAUUACAUUCAUACCCUCAUAUAAAAUAGUCUUUUUUAAUUCAAUAAAGCCACCUAAGAAGGUGGUUCCGUUUUUGUGAAAGGAUAGAAAAACAUUUGAUAAUUUAUAAUAGCAUUAUUCAACUGAACAAGGCCUCUAUUGGUGGAGGAUUGUAUUAGUAUCAAACUGGAAAUUAAUAUCAUUAAAAUUAAAUUAUACUUUCUACAAUAUUUUUAGGAAUCUGUUGCUAUGAAUUUAUCAAAAAGUAAAUUUAAAAUAAUAAAGAAUUCAGCAACAAUUUAAGGAAAUAAUAUUGUAUCAAUUUUUUAGUUACUCUCUGCACAAAUAAAAUAAGAUUCUGA